Messenger RNA from Pieris macdunnoughi, 432 nucleotides. Lineage: Eukaryota; Metazoa; Arthropoda; Insecta; Lepidoptera; Pieridae. The record is from the annotation of a GenBank genome assembly.
AUGAAAGCCAUAACGGCAGUGUGCGCAACUGGAGCGUCAGUACCUGCAAUCGCCAGCGGUCGGAUUCAACGGCACAGGGAUGGAGAGAACGCUGAAAUUCAGAUGUACCUAUCCAAACUUCAAGACCUGGUCCCCUUCAUGCCUAAGAACCGACGGAUUUCAAAGCUGGAAGUAAUUCAACAUGUGAUCGAUUACAUUUGUGACUUGCAAACCGCUUUGGAGAACCACCCUGCGGUUGGUCAAUUCGAGGCGGAGGCUGCAUUAGCGCCUGCGUGUACCUCACCCCCGAAGCCUCGUCGCCGCCCGCUCGGCCCCAGACCAGCCCCAAACACAAUUCUUCCCGCUGAGAGAUCCCCUGUAACAUUAACAACACAACAAAUUAGUCAUACAACUCCAGACAAACAAGAGCAGUUGGACAGGCCGUCGUGCUAA